Molecule: messenger RNA, 2188 nt
Organism: Vigna angularis (adzuki bean)
Lineage: Eukaryota; Viridiplantae; Streptophyta; Magnoliopsida; Fabales; Fabaceae
Product: probable histone-arginine methyltransferase 1.3
Exons: 15
Coding region: 297-1907 (536 amino acids)
Biological process (GO): peptidyl-arginine methylation
Molecular function (GO): protein-arginine N-methyltransferase activity
Source: RefSeq, a predicted model, not a curated record
ACACAAGGCAAUUACACCACCACACACUGACACUCACACAAACACACUAUAAAACCCCAGACCCGAAAGCGGAAACUCUUUCGUCCUUCAACCAGCUUCUCUCUCUCUUGGCGGCGGCUCUCAGUUCUCGACCCCAAACCCUAGCUUAUUUCCAUUUCUUAAAUCAAAAUCGUGUAUAUGUAGUUUCAUUUCAUCUUUCUACACGUUAUUUAUUUAAUUACAUAUACACACACGAUAAUUAUAUUAUCACACGGAUAAAAUCAUAGAGAAAGGUUGAGGCUGGAGAAGAAACGAAAAUGGAUUUGGUGGAGGAGAAGAGGAAGCAGCGAGAAUUUGCAUUAGCGUCGGUGUCUGAGGUUUCUUCUUCUUCCUCUUCAUCUUCUUUGUCGGGUGUUGCUGUGUUCGCUGGUGACCGUCUUCAAAUUCGGAACGAAUCUAACCUUAUUCUUCUCAGUGCUCAUCUUACAGAUGUUCAGCCAUUCAGGUUAGGUCCUAUUGAAUCUGUUUGCAUGGUGGAAGGGUCUGAUGCGGACAAACAGACAUCGUAUUCCAGUGGAGUCGCUAUACAGUUUAGAAAUGUGGAAGAGAGUGAGGCCUUCCAUUGUGUAUUCCAACAAUGGAAGAAGGAAUUCAAUGUUCAAGGAGGAAAUUUACCAAAUGGAACUAAUGUAAUAACUUCUAAAAGCAAGUUUGAUGAGAAGAUAGAGUCAUCUUCUGCAAAAAUGUAUUUUCAUUAUUAUGGACAACUUCUGCAUCAACAAAAUAUGUUGCAGGACUAUGUGAGGACAGGAACCUAUUAUGCUGCAGUUAUUGAGAAUCGGUCAGAUUUCAUGGGCCGUGUAGUAGUUGAUGUUGGUGCUGGUAGUGGAAUUUUGUCAUUAUUUGCUGCCCAGGCUGGUGCAAAACAUGUUUAUGCUGUGGAAGCAUCUGAAAUGGCAGAAUACGCACGUAAACUUAUAGCUGGGAACCCAAUACUUGGACAACGAAUUACAGUUAUUAAAGGCAAAGUUGAGGAUGUUGAACUGCCUGAGAGAGCAGAUAUUCUGAUCUCUGAGCCCAUGGGCACCUUGUUAGUCAAUGAAAGAAUGCUGGAGUCUUAUGUCAUUGCAAGGGAUAGGUUUCUCACCCCUAAUGGGAAAAUGUUUCCUAGUGUAGGAAGGAUUCACAUGGCUCCCUUCAGCGAUGAAUAUUUGUUCGUUGAAAUUGCUAAUAAGGCACUGUUUUGGCAGCAACAAAACUAUUAUGGCGUUGAUUUGACGCCCUUACAUGGUACUGCCUUCCAAGGAUACUUUUCUCAGCCUGUGGUCGAUGCUUUUGAUCCAAGGUUGUUAAUAGCUGCUCCUAUGUUCCAUGUGAUAGACUUUACCAAAAUAAAGGAAGAGGAGCUAUAUGAAAUUGACAUUCCUCUUAGAUUCAUAGCCACUGUGGGUGCCAGGCUACAUGGGUUGGCUUGUUGGUUUGAUGUGCUGUUCAAUGGAAGUACUGCUCGAAGGUGGCUUACCACUGCCCCUGGUUCACCUACAACCCACUGGUAUCAGUUACGCUGUGUUCUCUCACAGCCAAUAUAUGUUGUGGCAGGGCAAGAAAUCACUGGCAGGAUGCACUUGAUUGCCCACACUGCGCAGAGUUAUACAAUCUAUUUAACAUUGUCAGCGAAAACAUGGGGCCCUGGUGCUGAACAAGGAGGGAUUCUUCAAACAUCAUCCUGUAAACUUGAUCUGAAAGAACCUUACUAUAGAAUGUCUCAACCGCAAGCUUAUCCAUUAAACCAAGAUCAGCAACCUCAAGUACUUCUACCGACACAAGAUAUAAACAUCCAAUCUCAAGAUUUGGAUGAGGUGGAGAUGAUGCACCAGCCUUCGCCCAAGUCCUGUGCUCAAAUUGACUCCCUCAUGCAGAAUGCAUAAGUUGAUGAAUACUUUAUGCUUUGUAACAUGAAUGAACUUGUUAGGGGAAUAUGUCCGUCUUUAUUUGGAUAUACCCCUUCCUUGUACAUCGAUGUUCUUUCUAUCUAUUGUGAGUGAUUGUGCUGCAAAAUCCUGUAUUCAAUUGCAUCGUAAUUUAUCCAGCAACACAUUGCAUUCUUAAGCCUGGUAAAAUUGUGAGCCUCAUCUUUUGAGGCAUUGCAUCUGCCUUUGAAAGGACAUGUCAGGUUCAUAGGGGGAAAAGCGUUAUUUUUUCUUAACUU